AUGUUCCCAGGAUCCUUUGUUUUGUCUUUCAACUCCAGCUUCUCAGGACCAGGAAACACAACCCAAGUCUCCAGGGACAACUUAACAUUGUCAUUAUACUAUCAACAUUCCAUGGCCAUUGCAGCCAUUAUUAUUCUGGCAUAUACAUUCAUCUUUCUUAUGUGCAUGAUAGGCAAUAUGUCUGUGUGUUUCAUUGUCCUGAAAAACAGGCAGAUGCGCACCGUGACCAACAUGUUCAUUCUGAACUUAGCAAUCAGUGACUUGCUGGUUGGGAUCUUCUGCAUGCCAACCACCUUGGUGGACAACCUGAUUACAGGGUGGCCUUUUGACAACAUCAUGUGUAAAAUGAGUGGUUUGGUGCAGGGGAUGUCUGUUUCUGCAUCAGUAUUUACGCUUGUAGCUAUUGCUGUGGAAAGGUUCCGUUGCAUUGUGUAUCCGUUUAGACAGAAGCUCACUCUGAAAAAAGCUAUAAUCACCAUAAUCAUCAUUUGGGUGCUGGCUCUGAUCAUCAUGUGUCCUUCUGCGGUUACACUGACGGUGACCAGAGAUGAAUAUCACUUCAUGGUCGAUGACUACAAUAACUAUUAUCCAUUAUAUUCAUGUUGGGAAGAAUGGCCAGACAAGGAAAUGCACAAGAUAUAUACAACUGUUCUGUUUUCACACAUUUACCUGGCUCCUCUUACUUUGAUUGUUAUUAUGUAUGCUCGGAUUGCCUUCAAGUUGUUCAAGUCAUCUGCCACCAUACGAGGAUCCAUGUCUGAGGAAAAUGAAGGUCGAAGAGUUUCCAAGAGAAAAGUCAGAGUCAUCAACAUGUUAAUAAUUGUAGCUUUGUUCUUCACUAUUUCCUGGCUUCCGCUGUGGACCUUAAUGCUUCUUACUGAUUAUGGAAAGCUCACAGAUUAUCAGAUCAACUUGAUUGCAGUCUAUGUAUUUCCCUUUGCGCAUUGGUUGGCCUUCUUCAACAGUAGUAUCAACCCAAUUAUUUAUGGGUACUUUAAUGAAAACUUCCGUCGGGGGUUUCAAGAAGCCUUCAAUGUACAGUUCUGCACAAUGAAAAGGGAGCAUAAAGAAACAUACUCAGAGAGAAAAAACAGCGGCAAUUUGUUUGGUGUACGAAAAAGGAUUUUUGUAGAAGUGCAGCCUAGUGAUUCAGCUCAGGGUUCUGAUUCUUGUAACAGCACUACCGCAAAGACUGGUAUGUUUUCUUUAAGGAGUGGAAAGAUUGCUCAUCAUGGUCUGGUUGUUGAAGACCUAGAUAAUAAAGUCUCCAAUAAUACAGUCAGCAUCCCUGCCUGGGAUAUCUAAAGUAAAUGAGCUCUUACAUCUAAAAGGACAGUGUAGGAUAUCAAAAUGGAAAUAUGUUAAAAUCUGCAAAACGCUUAGCUCCCGAGCUGUAUUAUACACCUUAAUCCAAGGGCAUAGAGUACCAUGCUUUAUUUUUGGUAACCAUGAUGUAACCAGUUUAACUUUUUUCCAGAAAUCAAAAAUACAAUUGAAAGGACGAAUGUUUUCAUACACCUGUGUAAAGGCUACAUUACAAAAAAAUCUUUAAUCAAACAGUAUAUAACCAGAAUUACAGAUUCUUACAUAUAUUUUCAUAGGGGAGAAAAUCUACAAAUAUAAUGGUAAA
This is a messenger RNA of Spea bombifrons (plains spadefoot toad), 1630 nucleotides long. RefSeq names its product neuropeptide FF receptor 1 (gene NPFFR1). NCBI's taxonomy places the organism in Eukaryota, Metazoa, Chordata, Amphibia, Anura, Pelobatidae. Gene Ontology annotation, biological process: G protein-coupled receptor signaling pathway. The record is from RefSeq and is a predicted model, not a curated record. The coding region runs from base 1 to 1305 and encodes 434 amino acids. The transcript has 4 exons. Gene Ontology annotation, molecular function: neuropeptide receptor activity; peptide binding. Gene Ontology annotation, cellular component: membrane.